GCCAUCUUUCACAAAAGUGUUUACAAGUUUAACUGAGCUUGGUAGGUUUAGCUAGCUAACGUCAAAGCCACCAGUUAUGCAACGGUAAUACAAACAACUUAAAGAUUUUACUCGAAUAUCAGCUAUUCCAAGUAGACUACUGCAGGCAACCAGUCAGGCAAUUAAAUAGUCUGUAAUACACGAUUUAAGCAUCGACUUUAGGCCGUCACUGAUGAUUCAUGAUUCCUUCACUUGUUCAGCCACUGUGAUGAUGGAGCAGGGCAGCACCCAGAAGCCGAGUCCUGCUAAAAAGAAUUUGAGGGAAUGAUCCUGCUGCUCACCAAGGGAUCCACGGUGGCUUCCUGACGUCCGCUUUAAGGAAGUCCGAAACUUAGCCUCCUUACCGAUUGACUUUUUUAUCCAGUAGACUGACUCGCGAUGUCUGACGAACACAUCGAGAGACAAGAGGCUAUGAACGUAUACUCUGUAACCCUCAGCGGCCCAGCUCCCUGGGGCUUCAGGCUGCAGGGUGGCAAGGACUUCAGCAUGCCUCUCACUGUGUCAAGGCUGACCCCGGGCGGGAAGGCAGCUCAGGCUGGUGUCGGAGUGGGAGACUGGGUGGUGUCCAUCAGCGACACCAAUGCCGAAGACAUGACCCAUGUGGAGGCACAAAACAAGAUCAGAGCAGCAACGGACUCCCUCACCCUCACUCUCAGCAAAGCUUUCAAGGCGGGUGAAGACCAGAAGGACUCACUUGCUCCGGCUUCUGUUCAGCCAAAGUACUCCUUUGCCCCCAGCACAACUAUUAACAAGAUGGCGAGGCCAUUUACAGCAGGUGGUGGCGGUGGUGCCAACUCAGGACCUGCUAUUAAACCUGUGGCGUACUCCCCUAAACUUAACACCCCCAGCUCACAGGGCCGUGCCAGUGUGCAGCAGCCACAGAAUGGCCUUGAGCCAACUCCCUUACCUGCCAAGGCCCAGGCAGCAGAUGAACCAGAUGGCUCCAAGACAGCAGCAGCAGCAGCAGCAGCAGGCAGUUCAGGUCCUUCCUCUCGCCCACCGUGGGUCACUGACCCUAAUUUCGCUGACCGCUUUCGCCCAGAUAAGACCAGCACCGUCGUGACUCAGCACCAGCAGCCGGUCCAGCCGACGCCGAUGCAGAACCGCAGCUCCAUCAUGCAGGCAGCGCAGCAGGUGCCCGAAGACAGCGGGAGGACCCCGUUAUGUGGUGCCUGCAACAAAAUCAUAAGGGGUCGGUACCUGGUAGCGCUGGGGCGUUCUUGGCACCCGGAGGAGUUUACGUGUUCGCAGUGUAAGGCGGUUCUGGAUGAGGGCGGCUUCUUCGAGGAGAAAGGGUCUGUGUACUGUACCAAGUGCCACGAUAACCGAUACGCUCCCAACUGCUCCAAGUGCAAAAAGAAGAUCACAGGGGAAAUCAUGCAUGCCCUGAAGAUGACCUACCAUGUUCAGUGUUUCAAGUGUGCAGCCUGCAAGAAUGCCAUCAGGAACCAAGCCUUUUACAUGGAGGAGGGCGAACCCUACUGUGAGAAAGACUAUGAGAAGAUGUUUGGCACCAAAUGCCACGGCUGUGACUUUAAGAUUGAUGCCGGCGAUCGGUUCCUGGAGGCCUUGGGCUACAGCUGGCACGAUACGUGCUUCGUCUGUGCUCUCUGCCAAAUCAACCUGGAGGGGAAGACGUUCUACUCGAAGAAGGAUAAGCCCCUGUGCAAAGGCCAUGCCUUCGCUCCAGUGUGAGCGAGCGAGCUUCGUCUUCGGAGGAAGUUCCCCUUCUCUCUCUCUCUCCCUCCUCUAUACCACACUCCUACACAUUCUACAUCUCUUCUUUGCCAACCACACACCUAGUCACACUCAGUCUUUUUUCUAUCCUACAGACUUUGUUUCUAUAUUUGAGGCUUACUGUUGGCUUCACAUAGAUACUUUACUGUGCUAAUAGGACAGUCCACAUGCUACUGCCUGUAAUACCAAAUGCUGUUGUGUUGUAUAACUGGAAGUAGUCAAGGAAUGGUUUCAUGUCAUCACUAACUUGUUGACUUUUAGAUCAGACAUUUUAAAAAGUGCAGCUGCAGUUCUUCUAGAUUUAAUUGUAUUUAGUAAAGAUUUCUCACAGCUCUACUGUCCUAAUGUCCUUCUUGUUCAGUCUGAAGUACGAUCAGGUCAGUGUCUUCCAAGUUGAAAGGAGUCAUUUAGCCUUUAAUAAUGUCACAUGUUGCAGUAAUGAUCUGCCGCUACUCCUCUACUAAGUGUGGAGAAGUGGUGGCCCCACUCACUCUUACUGCAGUGCCCAUUAACGUAAUGGCGGCCCAGUCGAGCAGAAAAGGGGGGGUGUUCCAUUCCUGCUCGACUGGACCCCUGCUCCUCUCCACAGAAGCACUAACUGCAGUAUGUGCUCCGAUUAGCCGAAGCCAAAAGGAGAAGUAAAGUAGUUAACUGUAACAAUCCUCAAUUGAUCCAUUUUUUAAAGUCAUGGUGACAAAGUGCUAUUCUUGUUUUAAAUGUUUCACUCCCAACGUAACGAGUCAAAGCUUUUGAAACGAUCCUUUCAUUUGGACAUUUUAAUGUAAGAAAAAUAAAUUCACAGGUGAUUUUUGUUCCUCUGAUAUUGUGAUUAUUCCUUAGAGUACUUUCAAGUCAUGUUGUAUUUAUAUUGCUUCAGAAUGGGCCUGUAAGUGUUUUUAUAUCUGUUGGACCUUUCAAAUAAAAAUAAUUUAGUAAUACCAAG
This is a messenger RNA of Cottoperca gobio, 2719 nucleotides long. It is a transcript of the gene pdlim7, whose product is annotated as PDZ and LIM domain 7. The transcript has 12 exons. Gene Ontology annotation, biological process: actin cytoskeleton organization; heart development; muscle structure development. Bases 418 to 1734 code for a protein of 438 amino acids. Gene Ontology annotation, cellular component: stress fiber; filamentous actin; adherens junction. Gene Ontology annotation, molecular function: muscle alpha-actinin binding; actin binding. Lineage: Eukaryota; Metazoa; Chordata; Actinopteri; Perciformes; Bovichtidae. The record is from RefSeq and is a predicted model, not a curated record.